This is a messenger RNA of Micromonas pusilla CCMP1545, 2071 nucleotides long. Its product is annotated as bile Acid:Na+ symporter family. The transcript has a single exon. The record is from RefSeq and is a predicted model, not a curated record. Gene Ontology annotation, cellular component: plasma membrane. The coding region runs from base 20 to 1954 and encodes 644 amino acids. NCBI's taxonomy places the organism in Eukaryota, Viridiplantae, Chlorophyta, Mamiellophyceae, Mamiellales, Mamiellaceae.
GACGCCGCGCCGUCGCCGCAUGCACCGCGCGUCGACGCGUGUGCUUCCUCGCCGCGUCUUUCCCAGGCCGAGGACCGAACGCAUCGAGCGCCGCGGACGCGCGAGCGGAGCCGCGCGACGACCGGCGACGUCCGCGUCGCCCCGCGAGCCGCGGGUGCCGACGAAUCGUCGAGAUCGUUCGCCGCGCUCGUCGAUGGCGAUCGCGCGGCGCCGCGCGACUCGCGGCGAGCCCCGCGCCGCGAGCGCGUCCACGCCCGCUCCCGUGAACGACGACGCGUCCGACGACGCGUCCGACGCGACGGCGGCGAGACCUAAUAAACCCGUCCUCGCGCGCGUCCUCGCGUUCGCGGCGGACAACUACUUCGUCUUCGGUCUGCUGACGUCCAUCGCGUUGGCUUCCGUCGCGCCGCACAUCGGCUGCACCGGCGGCCCUCUGCGCCCUGAGCUCACGGUCAACGCCAUCGGCGUGCGCGCGAUGUUUCUCAUCGCGGGGAUGAACCUCCCGACGUCAGAACUCGCGCGCGCGGCGACGAACGCGCGCGCGAACCUGUUCGUCCAAUUCUUCAUCUUCGGCUUCGCCGGCGUCGUCGUCGCGCGCGUCCUCGCCCCGGCGCUGCUCGCCCUCGACCUUCUCACCCCCGCGCUCGUCGACGGACUCAUCGUCCUCGCGUGCCUCCCGACGACGAUCGGCAGCGGCGUCGCGCUGACGAGCGCCGCGGAGGGGUCGGUGUCCCUAGCGGUGUUCCACGCCGUGUUCGGAAAUCUGGCGGGGAUCGUCGCGACGCCGGCGCUGCUGUUCCUGUACCUGGGCGGGGGCGGCGGCGGCGGCGGCGGCGGCGGCGGCGCGGGGGUGAACCUCGCGGACGCGGUCGCGAAGCUGUGCUCCGUCGUUCUCGCGCCGGUCGUCGCCGGCGCGUGCGUCCGCGCGGUCCCGAGAGCCGCGGCGGCGCUGACCGGCGCCGGCGUCAAGAGGGCGCUGCGACGCGUCUCCGACGGCGUCAUCCUCGCCAUCGUCUACAACACGUUCUGCAACACGUUCAGGGACGGGUUCGGGGUGCCGCCGUCGCAGUUCGCGUCGCUGACCGCGGUGUUGUUCGCGCUCCUCGCGCUGUACAAGACGACCGUGUUCGUCGCCGGGAACGCGGCGGGGUUAUCGCGGAAAGACGUCGUCGCCGCGACGUUCAUGGCGUCGCAAAAGACGCUCGCGUUCGGACUGCCGCUCGUCAAGACGAUGUUCGGGACGUCGCCGAACCUCGCGUGGUUGUGCCUGCCCACGCUCGUGUAUCAUCCGAUGCAGCUGAUGGUCGGCAGCGCGCUGGUGCCGGUGUUGCGGCGGUGGGGGAACGAGGAGACGGAGGCGGCGGCGGCGGCUGAGACGACGACGGAGACGACGACCAAGUCGGCGGAGACCGCCGCGGAGGACGCGAGGAAAGAAGCGGAGAUGUACCGCCUGUGCGACGCGUUCGAGGGGAAGUUCGACGCGCCGGACAUCUCCGUGGCGCAACUCAAGAGCGAACUCCCGUUCAUGCGACGCGGCGGGAAGGGAAACCUUAAACCGUUCGUCAUCGUGGACGUGCGGACGGAGCAGGAGCGAGCGGUGUCGAUGAUCGCCGGGGCGGUGACGAAGAGCAAGUUCGAAGCGAACCAAAGGGCGUUGGACUCCCGAGAGGACGUUAAAGUCAUCGCGUACUGCACGAUCGGGUACCGCAGCGCGCAGUACGUCGAGAAGCUGCGGAAGGACGGGUACGACGCGUACAACUUGCGCGGGAGCAUCCUCGCGUGGACGCACGCGGGCGGGGCGUUGGAGACGAGAGGGGAGGAGACGAGACGAGUGCACACGUUCGGGAAAACCUGGGACCUCGCGUCGUCGGCGUACGACACGACGUACUUUAAGAAGCCGAUGCUGUCGUUCGUGACGUCGUACAUAUCCGAGAAAUUCAAGAAGCGGAAGUGAGGAGGAGGAGCACGAGUAGAAGACGUCGUCGUCGUCGUGGGAAAAAGUGGGUUUCGUAUUAAAAAGCCCCCCUCCGCGAAAUAAGAUAAUAGCUAAAGGCUUCCCCGCCGAUCCGCG